This is a messenger RNA of Drosophila grimshawi, 4155 nucleotides long. Its product is annotated as probable multidrug resistance-associated protein lethal(2)03659. The coding region runs from base 114 to 4100 and encodes 1328 amino acids. The transcript has 6 exons. Gene Ontology annotation, molecular function: ABC-type transporter activity; ATP binding; ATP hydrolysis activity. Gene Ontology annotation, cellular component: membrane. Lineage: Eukaryota; Metazoa; Arthropoda; Insecta; Diptera; Drosophilidae. The record is from RefSeq and is a predicted model, not a curated record. Gene Ontology annotation, biological process: transmembrane transport.
AUAUAUAUAUCUAUAUCUAUAUAAAUGAAUAAUGCCUAUGUGAUAGCCAAGAUAUUUAGCAAUUAAUUAAGGCAGCUGCAAGUUGGCGACUUUUGUGAAGCCAAUGCUAAAAAAUGUGCGCGACAAAGGUGGCACGCAAACCGAAUCCAGUGCUGAAGGCGAAUUUCCUAUCCAAGUGGUUUUUUAUCUGGUCACGUGAAAUUUUGCGCAAAGGAUAUGGCAAAAGCAUUGAUCCCGCAGAUCUGUACGCAACUCUACCCAACCAGGAUAGCCAAGUUGUAUCGCAACAUCUGCUGGGUUAUUGGGAACGUGAGCUGAAGCGACCGCAUCCCAAUGUGCUACACAUGAUCUUCAAGGCAUAUGGCGCCAGUUUUGUGCCCCUUUGCAUACUCUACUCGCUGGUGGAGAUCUCCUUGCACACAAUGCAACCGCUGAUGCUUGGCAAGCUGGUGUCCUUUUUCUCGGAGAGCUCUCAUGUUAACAAUAUAUCCAAGGAGUCGGCCUAUCUGUAUGCCAUGGGCGUGGUUCUGUGUUCACUGGUGAAGGCCCUGUGUUAUCAUCCAUACAUGUUCCAUCUGUUCAAGCUGGGCACUCGCAUCCGGCUGGCCUGUGCCGGCCUGGUGUACAGGAAGUGCCUGCGUGUCUCCGUUGCUGCCGACAAUAGUGGAAUGAGUGGGUAUGCUAUAGCCAUAAUGGCAACCGAUUUGCCGCAGUUCAAUGAGACCUUCUACUUCUUCCACGAGCUGUGGAAGGGUCCGCUGGAAGGUUUGAUAUUUGGCUACAUCAUUUAUCAGAUUAUUGGCUGGUCAGCGCUUGUGGGCAUGGCCACUAUUAUAGUCUUUAUACCACUGCAAGUUUGGGCCGCUAAGGCGACGGCCAAAUUUAAGAGACUCUCCGCUGAAUAUGGCGACGAGCGAGUGAAACUAAUGAAUGAGAUCAUCUCGGCGAUGCAGGUGAUCAAGAUGUAUGCGUGGGAGAAAUCCUUUGCCAAGCUGAUAGCCCGAGUGCGCAAGAAAGAGAUGGGUGCCAUCAAGGGCUCCCUGUUCAUCUAUGCGUCGGUCCAGUGCACCGAUAUGAUAUCGAAGCUAUCGUUAUUCCUGUGCCUGAUGACGUACGUCUUUACGGGUGAUGUUGUGACCGCCCAGAAGGUGUUCAUCGUUUCCAGCUAUUACGAUCAUCUGAAUAGCUCGCUGCUGCAUAUGUGGCCACUGGCGGUUAACACCUGGGCGGAGACUCAUGUUGUCGCCCGACGCGUUCUCGAUUUCCUCAUGCAGCACGAGGAUCCUGCGGAUGGAGGUGUAGCCAACUUCAAUGAUGUGGACGAUGAUCUGCAGCAUGGCAACUAUUUUGGACGCAUACACAAUCCCAUAGCCAUGAGGAAGAGCGUCACGCUCCGACAGUUGACUGCUAGUUGGGACCAGGCCAACCAGGAGAAGCGCCAGAUGCAUAUCGAGGACAUUAGUUUCCAGGCCGAGGAACAGCAAUUUGUCGGCAUUUUGGGCACCGUCGGUGCUGGGAAGAGCACACUCCUAGCGGCUCUCCUGGGUGAACUGGACAUAAUCAGUGGCAGCGUGGAACUUAAUGGCGUUAUUAGCUAUGCACCGCAGCAGCCCUGGGUAAAUCGCUGCAGUCUGCGCGAAAAUAUUAUUUUCAUGGAGCCGUACGAUGAGCGACGCUACAAUGAUGUCCUGCGAGUCUGCAUGCUGGACACGGAUAUCGAGAGACUGCAACACGGCGAUGCCACCAUUGUGGGUGAAUCCGGUGUUAGUUUGAGUGGUGGUCAGAAGGCUAGGGUGAGUUUGGCUCGUGCUGUUUACCGCAAGGCCGAUAUUUAUCUGCUGGAUGAUCCACUGUCUGCGGUGGAUACGCAAGUCGGUCGACUGAUCCUACACCAUUGCCUGAAUGACUUCCUCAGCGACAAGAUUCGCAUUAUGGUCACACAUCGUGUGCCGCUGCUGCGCCAUGCGGAUCACAUGGUGCUCAUGGAGGGCGGACAUGCCUCCAUCCAGGGCAGAUAUGAAUCCCUUAAGAAGCUCAUUCGCCUUCGCAUGUCCAUCGCAAAUGAGAGUGAAGUGUCCAAGCUGAGUGCCGUGCGCAGCGAAAGCAUCUUUGAGGAGAUGCCGCCAAAGGAGCCAUUAUCACAACAGCAGCUUCAACGGCAGCUGGACGAGCACGUGCACAUAUACAAGGAGCAGCAGUUCCAGGGAUAUGUCAAACUUAGCACCUACAAGCAAUAUUUUGUCAUCUUGGGUUUACCCCUAAUGGUGCUCCUUAUCCUGGUGCUCUUUGUGUUGGCACGCGGAUCUGAGGCCUGCAUGGAUAUUUUCCUAUCCAAAUGGGCCACCUGGGAGGAAAAGGAACCGGAUGAUACCGAGCCGGCGAUUGAGCGCCGCAAGACUCGCACAGGUCUGCUAAUCCUGUAUGCCGUGCUGAUCGUGUGCACCCUGUGCCUGUAUGUCCUGCGCACCUUUGGCUUCUUUAUGAUAUGCCUGCGCAUCUCCAUAAGAGUUCAUAAGUUCCUUUUCCAUGGCAUCAUACGGGCCAGCAUGCAAUUCUUCACAAUGGCCACCUCGGGACGCAUUCUCAAUCGCUUCUCCAGCGACAUCCUCGCCAUCGAUAUAAGCUUGCCGCAGUCAAUGAUGGAGACCCUUGAGUUCUUUGUGAAUGGCUUCGCAGUGCUCAUCGUUGUGAGCACCGCCAACUAUUGGCUCCUUAUACCCGCUGUGGGCAUGAUUGCCAUACUCUACUUUUCUCGGAGUCUCUACAUUGGCGCCAGCAGAAGUCUCAAGCGCAUCGAGACCAUAUCUCGCAGUCCUCUCUAUUCGCACACAAACUCAACAUUCCGGGGAUUGACCACCAUUCGCGCCUUGAAUGCAACGAAGUGUCUGGAACGGCAUUUCCAUGGUUAUCAAAAUGAGAAUACGUCCGCGGUUUAUUUGUAUGCGAGUGUAAAUCGGGCCUUUGCCUUCUGGACGGAUCUCAUAUGUGUUGUGUACAUUUUGUUGGUAACCUUCAGUUUUCUGGUGUUCGAUCGUGGUUAUUAUAGCGGUGAUGUUGGCUUGGCCAUAACACAGUCCAUAUCAUUGGGCAUUAUUUGUCGAUGGGGCAUGCGACAUUCAGUCGAACUGGAGAACCAGAUGACCAGCGUUGAGCGUGUCCUGGAGUACAUUCAACUGCCUUCGGAACCAUCCUAUGAGACUGAUGCGGCUAUCAAUCUGCCAGCGAAAUGGCCUAGUCCGGGCCAGAUACAUUUUCAGGAACUGCGGUUGCGCUACAGCGAUCAUGGGCCUUAUGUGUUGAAGGGUCUUAGCUUCACCAUACAUCCCAAAGAGAAAGUGGGUAUUGUGGGUCGCACGGGAGCAGGCAAAUCCUCUGUGGUGCAGGCACUCUUUCGCCUCGCCAUCAAUGAGGGACUCAUCGAGAUCGAUGGCUUUGAUAUUGGAAAAUUGGGACUGCAUGAUUUGCGCAGUCGCAUCUCGAUUAUACCGCAGGAUCCAGUGCUCUUUUCGGGCACACUGCGUUACAAUCUGGAUCCCUUUGAGCAGCAGUUGGACGAGGAACUGUGGCAAGCGCUGGACGCCGUCAAGCUGAAAUCCUUUGUGGGUGCACUCGAUGGAGGCCUCAGCUACCGGUUGCACGAUGGUGGCGCCAACUUUAGCAUGGGUCAGCGACAACUAAUUUGUCUGGCACGCGCCAUAUUACGGAACAAUAAUAUACUCAUCAUGGACGAGGCAACGGCUAAUGUGGAUCCCGACACCGAUCAGCUCAUCCAGGAGGCAAUACACACCAGGUUCGCCAGCUGCACGGUGUUAACAAUUGCCCAUCGGCUGCAUACAGUAAUGGAUUCGGAUCGGGUGCUGGUGCUGAAUGCGGGUCGUGUGGUUGAAUUGGGGCAUCCACAUCUGCUGUUGCAGCAACGCAAUGGACACUUGUAUCGCUUCGUGGAGCGAACUGAAGCAGCAAGUGCGAAGCAUCUGCGCUACGUCGCCGAGCAGAGCUAUCAUAAACGGGUGUUGAGCAAACGAUUGCCAGGAGCAAAUCAGCAGGUGCAGGUGCAUGGCGAGGGCAGGUUGAGCGUUUUCAAGGGUACCACAUUAUAAAAAGACUGUAGUUUGUUUAUGUUUUAAGUUGUAAGUUAUGGUAAUAUAGUUUUUA